This is a messenger RNA of Tripterygium wilfordii, 1220 nucleotides long. RefSeq lists its product as uncharacterized. The record is from RefSeq and is a predicted model, not a curated record. NCBI's taxonomy places the organism in Eukaryota, Viridiplantae, Streptophyta, Magnoliopsida, Celastrales, Celastraceae. The transcript has 2 exons. The coding region runs from base 29 to 1108 and encodes 359 amino acids.
GAGUGCAACAAUUGAGUACAAAACUCCUAUGAGACUUGCAAAGGAUGAUUUGUUGCAGUAUAGUCGGAGAAAGCAAGGCACUAAUGUUCAGCAAGGCACUAAUGUUCCUAUGAGCCAACCACUCAAUCCUUCUCCAGUUCAUCCAGUAAAUUCAUCUUCAGGGAAUGAUCCAGAUGAGGCCUCUCAGCUGAAGAAAUAUUUAGCCAAGGAGUUUGAGAUUAAAGAUCUUGGAAGACUCAAAUACUUUCUUGGCAUUGAAGUUGCUCGGUCACCUACUGGUAUUUUCAUAUCCCAAAGGAAAUAUAUCUUGGAUUUACUGAAAGAAAUAGGGAUGUUAGGGUGUAAACCUACUAAUACUCCCAUUGAGGCAAGUCAAAAACUAAUGGCUGGUGUAGGUCGAAAAGUGGACAAGGAGAGAUAUCAAAGACUUGUUGGAAGAUUAAUUUAUUUGACUCACAUGAGACCAGAUGUUACUUAUGCCGUAAGCAUAGUAAGUCAGUUUAUGCAUGAUCCUAGGACUUCUCAUAUGGAAGUUGUUUACAGAAUCUUGAGGUACUUCAAAUCUAGUCCUAGGAAGGGUCUCUUGUUUGCAAGGAAUGGCUAUCUCAAAAUUGAUGGUCACUUAAAAAUUGAAGCUUAUACAGAUGCAGAUUGGGCUGGAUCUAUUGAUGAUAGAAGGUCCACUAUGGGAUAUUACAAGUUCAUUGGAGGAAAUUUAGUUAUUUGGAGGAGUAAGAAGCAAACAAUAGUGUCUAGAUCAAUUGCAGAAGCUGAGUACCGAGCGAUGGCUAGUGGUGUGUGUGAAGUAUUGUGGUUGAGAGGGAUUAUGCAUGAGUUGGGACUUAUGCAGAAAAAUCCAAUAUUGUUGUAUUGUGACAGUAAGGUUGCCAUCAAUAUUGCUCAUAAUCUGGUGCAACAUGACAGAACAAAGCACAUUGAAGUUGCUCGACAUUUUAUUAAGGAGAAACUCUUGAAUGUUGAUAUUUGUAUACCUUUUGUGAGGUUUGAAGAUCAGCUUGCUGAUGUCCUUACAAAAGGUCUUAGCAGCAGAGUUUUUGAGAGUAUUAUAAGCAAGAUGAGCAUGAGUAACAUAUAUGCUUCAUCUUGAGGGGAAGUGUUGUAAAAAUACUGUAUAGAGGGCUAUUUCUAUAAAUUUGUAUUUUCUGGUCAGAUAUAUAUAAAAAGACUGGUGAACCCUAGUUGGGGAUAAACCGCACAAA